CAUACAUUGUCUACAAUGUGGCAUAAAGGGAAGGGAAAGAGGCACUAUCGCCCUUCUCCGGGCACCCCUGAAAAUAAUAGCAGCAACCAAACUGGCAGCAAUAAUGACAAUAUUAACAAUAGUAAUAAAAACAGUAGCAGCAGCAGCAGCAGCAGCGGCAAUAAUGCAGAAAGAAGUCGACCUCAUUCAAAGCAUGGGGUCAUGAGCAGUGAUCUGUCCAUGAAUUCUAGUAGUGCAAAGAAACGAGCAAGGAAAAACAACGAUUAUGGCAAAUAUCAUCGCCAACAACUGUAUCAUAGUCAGGCUAAUAGUAAUCAUAACAACCAUAACAACCAUAACAACAGUGAGCAGACAUCUUCAACAGCGCCUGCAUCUGAAUCAACGGCGGCUGUCAGAGAAAUCCCAGGAUUUUACUAUGACCCUGAAAAGAAAAAGUACUUCAAGAUCACAGCAAACCAUGUUUUUGGUAGCCAACAUCCAUUUAGUCAGCAAAGCAUCAAAGAGAAGACAAUACAAAAACCAGUACUUGAUCCAAUUCGAAAGCCAAUAUUUAAGAGGUUCCAGUCAUCAGCCUCAAUCUUUUAUCAAUAUGGUCGUCUUGACCGGUUCUUGUGCGAUCGUGAACUGGGAAAAGCAGGCAAUCCGCGGAGACAACUUUGUGAAGUGCACUCUAUAUUAGCAAGACAGUGGCGAAAGGAACAUCAGGCGAUAUGGACCCCUGUACCGGACGUGAGAUACACGCAAUUACAACUGGAUGAGACGCGCCAGGACCUGUACUUGGGUACAUCUCAAGGGCAGCUUUGGCGAUACUCUAUCGAGACAUCGCGAAUACUUAAUAACCCUCAAUGGGAGAUGAUUAGCCCCGGUGAUUCGUCCGAACUGACGUCUUUCCAUUUAACUCCGGAUGACUAUAUAGUGACGACACAUUUGGGAUACAUGGAGCGAUCGGGGACAUUAAAAAUCUACAAGAUAUCUCGAAACAAUAACAAUGACGGCGACGUUAGCGACACAUGGCGCUCCCUGAAUUUUGCUGCGGGAUUCACCCCUCGGAAAUCCAACGUUCGAGCUAGUGAUGUAGCCGGCAACAAGAUAGUCAUCAGCUUGGAUCAACAAAUCUAUCAUUUGGAGGGAGGGUGGAAAGCAGAAGCAAGGCCGAUGGUCGGACAUUAUCUUUGGACGGGUAGCGAUGUAUUUUCUAUUGUAAUUGAUCCACCAGAGAGACGGAAUCUUGUAUAUGCAGGGUGCAGGAAUGGGGCUGUCCGGGUCUUCGAUUUGAACCGGCCUGGACUUUUUUCCUCUGCUAAGGAGGCUAACAAAGUGAAGCGAACUGUGUCGUUAUGGACAGGGAUUGGACAUGAGGAUUCGUCGGUUCAUUCGAUGAAGCGCCUUUCAGACUACCAACUGGUCACAGCUGCCAUGAACGGAGAGAUGUUUAUGUGGGACACUCGUUUUAUUACAGGUUCAAAAGUAAAAGAGAGAGCAAGAGCAGACACGUUUGCCAAACCGAUGUUUGAGUUUCGUGGCCCGAUAGUCAAUCAUUUCUCAAAGACACCGAUUGAUCUCAAUAAGGAAGGAACGCUUUUGGCUUCAGGGAAUAUCAAUGGUCAGUUGUCUCUAUGGUCGACAAGUACAGGCGAAAGGGUACGGGACCUCGAUGUUGGCGGGCAGGUUGAAAGUCUAAAGUUUUCGACGAAGCAGCCAGGAAUCUGGACGGCUGUUGGUGAUCAGUUACAGCAUUGGAGUUUAAACACAUGAUCUUGUAACGAUGUGGC
Lobosporangium transversale is the source of this 1772-nucleotide messenger RNA. Its product is annotated as quinon protein alcohol dehydrogenase-like superfamily. The transcript has 5 exons. Bases 16 to 1755 code for a protein of 579 amino acids. Gene Ontology annotation, molecular function: protein binding. The record is from RefSeq and is a predicted model, not a curated record. Gene Ontology annotation, cellular component: Cul4-RING E3 ubiquitin ligase complex. NCBI's taxonomy places the organism in Eukaryota, Fungi, Mortierellomycota, Mortierellomycetes, Mortierellales, Mortierellaceae.